GUAGAUUUUAACUUUCGUAUAUAAUGACAUAUAGCAAUACAAAAAUAAUGUUUGAGUGCCGAUGAAAUACUUUUUACAUAUAUAAACAACUCUUAUAAAUUAAUAUAUAAUCUGUUUAUUUUGUAAUCUCAAUCAACUGUUACAAAACACAAGUGUUUCUUAGAAAUAACGGAUUUGACGUCAUGUUGAGCUAAAAAUUUCCAAGAAAUAAUCCAAACCAUUCAAAUAACCUUGAAUGCUUCAGCAAGCAGUUAUACAGUUGAAUGUCGUCUGAAUUUUUUGCCGGCAUUUGAUUCUGCUAUUGGUGUUGCCGCGGAAGUGUAGAUUAUUACGAUUUCGUACUGUAGUUUAUUGGAAACCAAACUGAAAACUGUCGGAAAAAAUAAAAAUGAGGGUUGCUCACUCGAGUGGCACACUGUUGCUUCUGCUGGCAACUCUCGUAAACGCAGAAGAGCCAAAGCGAGAACAGAAGAAAUUGCAGAUUGGCAUAAAGAAGAGAAUAGAAGACUGCUCCAUCAAGUCUCGCAGAGGAGAUCUUCUCCACAUGCAUUAUACGGGCACGCUGGAAGACGGUACAGAAUUUGACAGCAGCAUUCCCCGCGGCCAGCCGCUCACAUUUACCCUCGGAUCUGGCCAGGUCAUCAAGGGCUGGGACCAGGGACUCAUUGGGAUGUGUGAGGGCGAGAAGCGUAAGCUGGUGAUCCCGCCCGAUCUCGGCUACGGCAGCAGCGGCGCGCCGCCCAAGAUCCCCGGCGGAGCCACGCUCGUCUUCGAGGUGGACCUGGUGAAAAUCGAACGGAAGGAGGAGCUCUAGGGAGCGGCGAUCGGCGGGCAGGCGAGAGUGACCCGCUCGGUGGCAGAGAGAGGUAAAAAGCGGAGCUUGAGCUUGCGGGCUCAACAGUCAACACACAGUCGGCAUUAUUUCUAACGAAACAGGGGGCUGGCGUGCGUCUUUGCCUUACAGGGCAGGCGGUAUUGGGCUGGGGAUGUGAAGGGAAAGAUCUUCUAGGGUUAUGGUGGGGGAGAACUGGGCGGUGGGGUCAGUUCCAAAGUCGGCUGGGUGGGUUAUUCACUCCACUUGUCUGUGACCGUUUUGUUUUCUGAAGGGUGUGAUCGUGUGGGGGUUUAUUUCCGAUUUGUGAGGGUGAAUAUUCGUGAUACCUUUAUGCAUCAUGCAUUUACAUGCUUGCUUUCCGUUAUACCGGCAUCAUGUUUAUUUGACCAUCUGAUGAUCGUUUUUGUUGCCCGCAAGAUAACUAUAUUAAACUUGCACAUUCAGAGCAAUAAACACCAUGUGUUCUGGUACA
Molecule: messenger RNA, 1307 nt
Organism: Amphibalanus amphitrite
Lineage: Eukaryota; Metazoa; Arthropoda; Thecostraca; Balanomorpha; Balanidae
Product: peptidyl-prolyl cis-trans isomerase FKBP2-like
Exons: 4
Coding region: 389-814 (141 amino acids)
Biological process (GO): protein peptidyl-prolyl isomerization
Molecular function (GO): peptidyl-prolyl cis-trans isomerase activity
Source: RefSeq, a predicted model, not a curated record